AUGGCGAUGCUUUCUGCGCUUUUGUGCCCUAGAUCGAUUGAACAAAAAUCGUUUUCCUACCGAUUGUUCUUGUUGGCGACGCUUGCUGCAUUUUCUGCUUCAAUCGAUUGUUCUUGUUGGCAACGCUUGCUGCGUUUUCUGCCUGCGAUGAUGGUCAUUCUGACCGAUUUAGUUUUCCGGUUGUCUUCUCCGGUUCCGAUUAAGGUUCUAGGAUUUGAAGAGGUUAAAAGGAUGUAUAAAGACGAUAACUUGUUUUGUCGAGUAAUCGAUGAAUGUAGGAAUGGCGUAAACAAAGAAACUAUUUUGCAUGAUGGAUUUUCUUUAACAACAAACGUUUAUGCAUUCCUAGAAGUUCGUUAUGAUGGGAGAUUAUUCAAAGGGGUUCGUGAUGGGGGAUUAAGCAAAUGUUUUGGGCGUGAUAAAGUUGUUGCUUUACUUAAUGAGCGCUUCUUUUGGCCCAAAGUUAAAAGAGAUGAGGAUGUGAGCAUGGAUUUUGUCAUGGGGCUACUGAGAACUCAAAGAAACAAGGAUUCUAUCAUGGUAGUUGUCGACCGAUUCUCUAAAAGGGCUUACUUUGUGCCAUGCUCUAAAACUAUUGAUGCAACUAAUGUUGCAGAUUUGUAUUUCAAGGAGAUAGUGAAAUUGCAUAGCAUUCCCAAUACCAUAACAUAUGAUCAUGACGUGAAGUUUAUUGGUCAAUUUUGGCGCACUCUUUGA
Cynara cardunculus var. scolymus (artichoke) is the source of this 717-nucleotide messenger RNA. RefSeq lists its product as uncharacterized. Bases 1 to 717 code for a protein of 238 amino acids. The transcript has 3 exons. Gene Ontology annotation, biological process: DNA integration. Gene Ontology annotation, molecular function: nucleic acid binding. Lineage: Eukaryota; Viridiplantae; Streptophyta; Magnoliopsida; Asterales; Asteraceae. The record is from RefSeq and is a predicted model, not a curated record.